ACAACACCGGAACUGCUGAAAAGUGAACUUGUUUCCUCGGGCUUUAUAUAAGUGAAACACCAAUUGUUUACAGGCGGUUUGUCCUGCACUAGUUUUUAAACAUAAAUAUUCCGAGUCAGCAGUAAGUUAUAUCCCUCUGUGGUGACAGCUAAGAAAUAUUGUCCACAGGCGUUUUUGUUUUGCGGAAAACAGGCACUUUCUGACGUGUUGAGUCCCAGACGACUCCUUAUUGGACAUAGCGUGCACUACACAGGGUGCAAGAAGGCAUUACUGGAUAACCUUAAGCUCAUCCGUAGACUCUGUGAGAUCAGAUACCUCAUUACAAAACGACUACUUUGUGUUAGACGGCGAAAUUGCUGAUAGAAUUCUUCGUUUUACUUGUACAUUAAUGUAAACUCUGUAACAAGUAUGCAGCUGGGGAAGUUUUUGUACUUUUAAUAAAUGAGCAGAUCUGCAAUAGCAUUUGACAUGCCGAAGUAAGGCGUUUUGGAAAAAAAAAAAAGGUUGUAAGGUACUUUAAGGUUUUGUCCUUUAUCUUGUAACAGUAACAGUAAUUGCAAAGCCUGAUAUCUGUAUCAGCAUGAGUUUGCGGAUUGUGCUGCACGUGCACAGCUGUGUCCGGCUCGUGUCCACGCGCCAGGUCCACGAGCUCUCCUCCCUGCGCCGGGUCUCCCUGCUGCCGGACAGGAAGCGUCUGGGGCUCCUGUAUCCGUUCAGCAGUCUGGAGGCGCACCUGUCACCACAAAUAGACAAGACACGCUUUCAGCUCUUCCAACCCGACCUGGAAGCCCUCGAGUGGGCAGAGAGACUUUUCACUCCAUCACCUAAACACCAGAUAGCCUACUCCUCCUCAGCUGUGCGCAUAGACCACAUGCCUGACCUCACACAGCCAGAGGUGUGUUUCAUAGGCAGGAGCAACGUUGGCAAGUCCUCUCUCAUCCGGGCCCUGUUCUCUCUCGCACCAGAGGUUGAAGUACGGGUUUCCAAAACACCAGGGCACACAAAAAAGCUGAAUUUCUUCACAGCGGGGAAAGCGUUCACUCUGGUCGACAUGCCUGGAUAUGGAUACAGAGCCCCAGAAGACUUUGUAGAAAUGGUCGAGCCUUACCUUCAAGAGCGAAAAAAUCUUAUGAGGACGUUCUUGUUGGUGGAUGGAGGGGUAGGGCUACAGAAGUUUGAUUUGGUAGCUGUGGAGAUGUGUGAAGAGUUUGGCAUUCCCUAUGUGCUGGUGGUGACUAAGAUAGACAAAACACGUCAGGGGGCUCUGCUUUCCCUCCUCCUGCAGCUCCAUGAUUUUAUCAAGGAUAAAACAAACACGUGUUUCCCCCAGCCCUUUCUUGUGAGUUCUGUGCACUACUCAGGCAUACACCUCUUCAGGUGCUUCAUAGCACAUGUGACAAGAAACCUCCAGCUGAGCUCCAAACCCACCUGAGAUCCAUAUAAAGGGAAAAAACACAAAUGACAAGAGACUAUGCUGAUCUGAUCCAGACGUGCCAACAUCUGUGUUUUGGCAGCUGGCAGAGGUGCUGGCAGACGUGCCAACAUCAUCUGCCUGGGUUUCGGCAGCUGGUAGCUGUUCAGACCAAGCCUGGGUCAAAGCAUUUUUUGACUCCUUGCUUUGGCAAUAUGGGCGAUACCUGAAAACUCUGAAAACAAAUAAAGGUUCUACCUUUUUAGCAAGACAAAAGCUAACCCCAAUCAA
Molecule: messenger RNA, 1702 nt
Organism: Pangasianodon hypophthalmus (striped catfish)
Lineage: Eukaryota; Metazoa; Chordata; Actinopteri; Siluriformes; Pangasiidae
Gene: gtpbp8
Product: GTP binding protein 8 (putative)
Exons: 6
Coding region: 581-1432 (283 amino acids)
Cellular component (GO): mitochondrion
Molecular function (GO): GTP binding
Source: RefSeq, a predicted model, not a curated record